Messenger RNA from Epinephelus moara (kelp grouper), 4918 nucleotides. RefSeq names its product FAM20C golgi associated secretory pathway kinase b (gene fam20cb). Gene Ontology annotation, cellular component: Golgi apparatus. Lineage: Eukaryota; Metazoa; Chordata; Actinopteri; Perciformes; Serranidae. Gene Ontology annotation, molecular function: protein serine/threonine kinase activity. Gene Ontology annotation, biological process: protein phosphorylation. The record is from RefSeq and is a predicted model, not a curated record. The coding region runs from base 1588 to 3264 and encodes 558 amino acids. The transcript has 11 exons.
CUAGAGUAUUUAUAAGUAUGGUGGAGAGGAUAUUUGGAAAGCUUCAGAGUAAGAGAAAAUGAAAAGGCAAACAAAAAAAGAGGAUGAAAUUUGCAAGAUGUAUUACUCAUUAUUUGUUAGUUUUGUUGAUUUAUCAUUACCUCUUUGUAUAAAUAUACAAGAUAAUAAAUUAAUAAUAUUUUGUGGGGGGUAUUGGGGCUUGCCUUCAGGGCUCUGAAUGUGCUCAGUCCCCGACUGAUGUCUGGACACUGGGGAGUGCUGCCUUUGGCUUGCAUGGCAGGUCUGAUGUUUCAUGUGCUAUGUAGGUUAGAGGUGGUAGAGAAAAAAAAAGCCUGGAGUUGGUUUAACUUCUGUCUUUCUUGGUGCUUUGUGGUUUUCAUUUCAUGCGGCCUUUAAACAUUAUUGAAGAUGUGAUUGGUGCUGAGUGGCAGCAGUGCAGGAUGGAACUGGAUCCUCAGACUGAUGAGCGGUCUAAUAGGCCUGUCUAAUGUAUCAUCGAUGGAUUGACUGCCGUCUCGGAGGAGACAUUUCAGAGGGAUUCCAGGAGAUGAAUUUCAGACAAAAAAAAGAGAGAGCAGCUUAAUAUUGGCCAGUGGAAAGACGCCCUCUUCUUGCGCAGCCGGGAUGUGCAGGGAGGAUUUAUUCCAAGAGGAAUACAGACGAGCAGUUAUAUGCUUCACAUGGUCGCUGCGUCUCUCUCACUAUCCCUCUCCCUCUCUCUCUCUUCUCAGCCAAUCUGCGCACAGUGACGCUGCGCAAAGGCUGGAUCUAGUCCUGGCUUCAUCAUCAUAUUUAACACACCCACCCAGAUUCACACAUGCUACAAGAGGUGCAAUCUCCUAUCCCGCUUUUACUCCUAGAGGUUGCCUGGCCCCUGCGGGAGGAUCUCUGUCUCCUGUUACCUGUGCGAAGGAUUCCGUUGGCUCGCCUCGGGUCAUUAAGUCGGGACUCGGUGUGACAGAAUUUACGCAUCCCGGAACACCGAGGUGGAUGAGAGCACACACUACUUUUCGGGGACUUUCCCGAAAAGCGUUUAAAAUGUGAAGAGCUUGCACUUCGUUGUACGUGUUUCUCAGUCCCAGCUGAUCCACGGCUGCUCUCUCCCCGCACAGGAUCGAGGUUGGAUGGUGAGACCGAUGCGCGCCCUCGAACCUCUUGGACACGCACGUUUAACGGAUCAUUUAUCACAGCUGCUUUUGGAUCCUACUCACUUGUCCGCUGCUCCUCCUGAAAUAUUUGGUGGUCGACAGUAGAUCGGCAGUGUGAAGAGGAUGUGGCUUGCGCAAAUCGACCGAUGGUCUGAACCGACUCGACGUGUCAUACCUGGACGCUUGCGGAUGAUUUUGCGCUUCUGAAACCCCCCGGACUCCCCGUGCGCACAAAGCAGGACUCUGAUGUUGAAAAUACAAAGGCUGAACACUGAAUCCUUUACUCAAGACGACAAGUGAAGAUGGCUCCUACGUGUUUAAUGUAUAUUUCAUUAGAUUGGCGUCCAGUCUAAUAAACAUCAUCAGCGAUGUAGUCAGCCUGUUCAUCUGCGUGCUGAUCAUUUGCAGUAAAUACUCACAUCUGCUCAAACGGGAGACCAUGAAGAUGAUCCUCUUGCGCAAAUUCCGGGUUCUGAUCCUCAUGGUGUUCCUCAUCGCAUGCUCCAUGCACAUAAUGAUAGACUUGUUACCCAAGCUGGAGAGGCACGGCAACAGCGGCUGCUCGUGCUCCCACACGCCGAGCGAGGAGCCUCAGAGCUGGGUGAAGCAGAGCUGGCCUGACAAGCACACGCUGCGGAUCCUCCAGGACUUCAGCAACGAGCCCAGCUCCAAUGUUUCCUCCCACUCCCUGGAAAGGAUCCCGGUUACAGGGGACAAAACGCAGGCUCUCAGGAGGCUCGAGCAUCUCGGGCAGCGUGGUGACAGGAAGAGACAGUUCAUCCAGGACGCCACGGUGACCAAGAACAUGCCGGUGAAAGGUUCAAGGUUGUCGGCUCUCUAUGAGCAUCCCUUAUAUAAAAGAUCCCUGCCACCUCUCACAGACGAGGACACGCUGUUCAACGUCAACACGGACAUUAGAUUUGACCCCAAAGCUGCAGAGGAUCAGACAUGGAAUACUGAAGGCAACAUAGAUGAGUUUGGCCCAACAGGGGAGCUGACGUCUGAUUCCUACCCCAACUGGCUCCGCUUCCAUGUUGGGAUUAAUCGAUAUGAGCUGUACUCCAGACACAACCCGGUCAUCGAUGCUCUCCUGAAGGACCUGGUCACCCAGAGGAUCACCAGUGUGGCAAUGAAGUCCGGAGGCACUCAGCUCAAGCUCAUCAUGACCUUCCAGAACUACGGCCAGGCUCUCUUUAAACCCAUGAAGCAGACCCGGGACCAGGAGACCCCACCAGACUUCUUCUAUUUCUCCGACUUUGAACGACACAACGCAGAGAUCGCUGCCUUUCAUCUGGACAAGAUCCUGGACUUUCGUCGCGUCCCUCCUGUGGCCGGCAGGCUCGUCAACAUGACGAAGGAGAUCCGAGAUGUCACGCGAGACAAGAAGCUCUGGAGGACGUUCUUCAUCUCACCAGCCAACAACGUGUGUUUCUACGGAGAGUGUUCGUACUACUGCUCCACUGAGCACGCUCUGUGCGGUAAACCAGACCAGAUAGAAGGAUCCCUGGCUGCCUUCCUCCCAGACCUGGCGCUCGCCAAACGCAAGACCUGGAGGAACCCGUGGAGACGCUCCUACCACAAACGCAAGAAGGCAGAAUGGGAGGUGGACCCGGACUACUGCGAGGAGGUCAAACAGACUCCACCAUAUGACAGCGGGACACGACUGCUGGACAUCAUGGACAUGACCGUCUUUGACUUUCUCAUGGGAAACAUGGAUCGCCACCAUUAUGAGACGUUUGAAAAGUUUGGAAAUGAGACCUUCAUUAUCCACCUGGACAACGGCAGAGGCUUUGGAAAGCACUCCCAUGAUGAGAUAUCCAUUCUGGUGCCGUUGACCCAGUGCUGCAGGGUAAAGAAGUCGACCCAUUUGCGCCUGCAGCUGCUGGCUAAGGAAGAAUACAAGCUGUCCAUGCUCAUGGCAGAAUCUCUGGUGAGGGACCGCCUCAGUCCCAUUCUCAUCCAGCCACACCUGGAUGCCAUGGACCGACGACUACGCCUGGUGCUGAACGUGCUGUCAGAAUGCAUUGAAAAGGAAGGCUACAGUAACGUUGUAGAAGACGACCUCCAGGGGCAUCAAGGGACAGACCAUGCCCACACCAGCCCACGACGGAGGUAGCUGUCCAGGGGCGCUGGUGGCUGGAUAGGACUGCCUCCUUGGAGACAGGAGAUCCAGUCUUUCUCUUAAAAACUGAACUCCUGUGACACAGAUGAGCUCCAUCUGUACCGAAUUUCUCAGAGGGCUUGAUUUCUUUUUUGCUGAACUUACAGCCUGUCUGCCUGAGGUUAAUAUAAACUGUCUGGAAGUGGAAGCCUGCUGGAUAGGACUGGACUUCAAUGUGCAAUGACUUGGAACUGCACAGAUGCUCGCAGGUGAUGAAUCUGGUGCCGGGGUCACAAACUAAACUGAACCAACCCCCCUCCCAAACAUCACCUAGACUCCUUAAAAUAUCCAGCUCUGACUCUAGUGUAGGAUAGUGUCACCGCACCAACCCACCGCAGCACUACCAAACCAUGAAAGUCUUGCAAGAGACGCCUUCUCUCUGUCUUGUUCAGGACCCUUUUUUUGAAUUCAGUGAAUUCUGAGGGACUUGUAAAGAACCUCCCGACCCCCUCUCCUCCCCUCUCUUCACAAGCUGAAUUAUGUGUUUAUACAUAUUGUUGGUAUUGCAAGUGUUUCGGUUUCACGGUGGAGGAGGAGGCGGAGGUUGACGUCCUAUUGUCUUAAUUAUCAAAAAUGAUGUUUUAUUGAUUUUGCUGAAAAAUGUUUUAUUGCAUAGUGUCUUUUUUUUUUGUUUAUUUGAUUUCCGCUGAGCCGAUUCAGCUUCUAUCAUUUGGUUUUCAAGAUGGAAAUAUUUGAUUGGAGUGCAGGUUUACUCCUGGAUUUAAUUUUUGCCCAUAAAUGUUACUUGUACUUGAGAGAGUAUUUAUUAAAAUUCAUAUUUAUUAUUUGAAAGGAAUACUGAAAAAGGAACUGAAGUGACAUCACAGUGGUGUACUUCCUCGUUUGUCCAACAGAGGGCAAACUGAGCAUGUGCAAAAGCAGCUGCCAGGUCCGUGCCUCUCAGUGAAGUUAACCCUCUCCAUAUUCCACCCCAUUCCAAGUAUCGAGCUCGCUUUGAAAUUGGUUUUAAAUCCACCACCAGUAGAUUCAAAUGCGUUUAAUCCGACUACUGUUUCUGUUUUAUCAGUGCAACAGAUAUGAGGUUAGAGUUAUGGUACCAAAAGCCAAAUGUGACACUAAUAGUUUUAUAUUAUUGUUUCUUUGUAAUAUAUUUGAUGUCCAGAUGUUGCUGUUGUGGAGAGAUUAUUUUUCAGGAUGUAUAUUUCAUUCAUUACCAACAGCUGAUCGCUUUUAACUGUUGGUGUCAAACGAUUCAGUCGCUGGCUGAAAGUUAAUAUAUACAGUAGGAAAAUCUAGUGCCUGUGCAAUGAUAGAAAUACUUGAAUGUCUGGUUUCAUAGCCGAAAGGUUUGAGCUCCUCCCAGGUAUGAGCUAUAGAUAAGAUACAGAGGUCUACAUAUGUGUGUGCUGACUCCAUCUGUUCCAUAAGGGUUUUAUUAUACAGUCUAAGUUUCCAUGGUCCUGUGUCAGGUCAGUACGGUGUGUAUGGGCGUGUGAGUGGAUCCAUGGAGGACCUUAAGAUGACGUGUUCUUAAAGUGAAAAAUGCUUCUUUUUUUUAUUCAACUCAUUGUUUCUGUGGAUUUUUUUGGGGUUUGUUUUUCAUUUCUUUGCAUCAUGGUUAAAGUGCAAUAAAACAAAAUAAGCAGAA